Messenger RNA from Corylus avellana, 1559 nucleotides. The record is from RefSeq and is a predicted model, not a curated record. Lineage: Eukaryota; Viridiplantae; Streptophyta; Magnoliopsida; Fagales; Betulaceae.
CGUGAGCUAUAAGCUCUGAUACCAUGAAGAUUAAGAUGAAAGGAUAAUGUUUUAUUCAUUGAAUUACACUAUCAUACACUGCUGUAUAUAUAAGCAGAAUAGAAGUCUUAAUAGUCAAAUACAAAUAUUACAGGCUGAAUUGUAGUAGAGUUUCCUUGUAUAUUCUGAUAUCUCUAUCCCUGAUUAUACGCAUGAGCUGGUUGCAAUCCUUUCCAUCUUGGUGUAGGUGCAGGAUAUUUCCCUUAAUGGUUUAGGCGUAUCAGUCGUGAUAUUGCCUUCUUGAUCUUCAUGAGCUGUAGAGGAUUUGUCACUAGCUGGUUGGUUAACACCAAUGAGGAGUUGAUCCACGGACCACAUCUCACCGAACUGUGUUACUUAAAACCUCAAAACCCCUACGCAACACCGUCAAACGCCACCUCCCACAACCAAUCUCCGAUGGCCUCAGCCGCUGCCAGGUCCAUUUUCCGCUCAUGCUCUGUCUCCGCUCGCCGCACCGCGGCUCGCCUCGGUCCCGAAGCCAAAGCCAAAGCCGCCGGCUCUCCCUUCCGCACCGCAGCCAAAAAGCCCGUCUCCACUCCAACUCUCGGGUGCCCUGCUGAAAUGAGCUUCUGUGUGGAGUCGAUGCUGCCAUACCACACUGCAACUGCAUCGGCAUUGAUGACUUCGAUGCUAUCAAUCUCUCAACGCACUUAUGGUUGGCUCUCUGAAGCUGGCAAUGGUGAUUCGUGAUGAAUAUCGCAUGGGUUUGGGAGAAGUUUUAUCCAAAGUUCUUGCUUUCUAAGAGAAUGAUGCCAAUAGUAUAGAAGUAGUGGAUAAUUCUGUUCUCAAAAAUUUCUUUUUUUUCCUCUUUAUCUGGCUCUAUCCUAAGGCCAUAAGAACUUGAUGUAAAACAUUUGAGCACACUCCUAAUUAUCUUUUUCACCCUGCCAACAGUGAAUCACGUGAAGCAGUGAUGUAUGUCUAUUUUCAUUCUCUAUUUGUUGAAGUUUUUUAUUAUUGCAUCUAUGACAGUGAGCAGUAGGUAUCUUCUUGGUACAUAUGAACUGAAAAAAGGAAAAAAAGAAGAAGGUCCUCCCAUGUACCAUAGUUUCUCCCAUUUACUUCUAUUGGGGCUAAAUAUCAGGGGAGAAACUCUCACCAGGUCAAGUACUUGUGCGUUUCCGGUGUAGUUAGCCUGUGUGUUUGAGCUGGGCAGUCCUGUUCUAAAUGUCUUAGGACUAAAACAAAAAAGUAAAAAGUCCAUUUCUAGGUUUAUCGAUAUGUAGGUUGAUAACUGUGGCAGCUUUUUUGUCAUAACUUUAGCUCAUUGCAGGAAUUGUUGCUGUAUUGUAUUAUCAUCGAAUGUUCACAGGAAAAAAAAGAAUCUUGAAAUUUUGUAUAAACAUGAUGAUAGUAAACAUCCAUGGGAGAUGAUUUCUAAUCAUACCAUUCUUGUAGUUUAGUAUAUCCUUGUCUCAAGUAACUCGAGGACAUGUCAUUUCUUGCCAUCUGGGUGUUACAAUGAGCCCAGCAUUUUGCGACUCAAUUGAUAGUUUUAUUUCUGACUCUAUCUUUUGUUU